Messenger RNA from Heterotrigona itama, 4925 nucleotides. Lineage: Eukaryota; Metazoa; Arthropoda; Insecta; Hymenoptera; Apidae. The record is from the annotation of a GenBank genome assembly.
AUGCUGCCCCGUAUAUGGUGGGAACGUGGAAUAAUGUUAGACAAGUGGGCGCAAAAGCCCGUUUCGAGUGAGGAACGAUCUCCGACAAAUUUAUAUGGCCACAGAUCGCAAAAUACGUUGUUAAAAAGCUACUUUCGCAUUCGGCCAAGAUAUCAUGAUUCAGGAAGGACCGCGUUGGCGAUCGUUACGCUUACCUACGCGGGAAACGAUCGUAUUUCUGGUUAAAUCGUGGCUUUCUCGACGAACUGCGGAUCUACUGAGAUAAGAUUUACAAAGUACGUUACAGCGAUAUCAAAUGCCUAAUUUGUCUUGUAUAAUUACAUUGGUAAAUCGAUUUGCAGGAAAGUACUGUACACAUGUUUAGAAAACGGUAUCAAGUCGAGAUAAAGACACAUAAUGUAUAUUUGAGGGCUGCGAAUGAUUUAACGUCGAAUGGAAGUUUUAAGAAUAACAGUGAUUAUUUCUCAUUCCAUUAAAUUUCCAUUAAAUUUAUCACGUUCAUUUGUGGGAUGCGUGUCGCAAAUAAAUCACCUUUUGUUCAGAGAUUAGUUAUUCUUACCACGAGACAUCUCGGCUGACUUUUCACGGUUAUUACUACUUGUUUACCACGUCAUACACUCUCAUUCGUAUCUCAUGUGCAAUUAAUCAUAGUUGUAUUCGAGAAAAUCACUUUUAACGCGGCAAUUCUUCUCACACUAUCUCGCAACCGCCAAGUGAAUUGUAAAACUAACCGUGUUACAGACCUCGCGUCAUCAUAUCGUAUCGGAUCGCAUGAUACCAUCUGAAUAAAUGUCAGGAUCUUUUGUCGUCUUUCGAAUAUCGUAACCUUUCGAAUAUCUGAGACUAAGAAACGACACAUACAUAUGGUGCAUGUUGUAUCGUUGAACGUCGGAUAUCAAACACGCGGUAUCUCGCCUUUUCUCGUGACAAAUAUUCCGAGUUAACGUUUGCGCCAUAUUGUAGCCCUUGAUAUAUUACCAAAAAAUAAACUUAAUAUUGUAGCCCUUGACAUGUUACCAAAAAGUAGUGUCGCAAGUACAAAAAUCAAUUUCCAAUGUGGAUAAUCUCUGUUCGAAACGUCUCAACCAGAUCUAUUUAGAUAAAAGUGUUUGACUUUUAAAGUAUUUGAGCUGAUACGAGUCAGAGCUUAGAGAGACCCCCAAUUUCCCGUGGCAUUCCACUUCGUGCGCGUGGCAGAUGCUUUCCGUUUUUUCCUAGAUAACGAUUUCCCAAACGUUUCUUGGGCCGUGUAUACGCGGUCGUAUCUCAUCCGCGUUCCGUUUAAAAUCCUCGGUUACAUUUACAGUCAGAGAGACGAGAAAAAAAGAAAGAAAAGAGAAGAAAGGAAGGAAGGAAGGAAGGAAGCGGUGGUGGGCGUAAAUUGGGUUAGCUAUCGAUACGGUAAUCGGCACAUAGAGUCGGUAAAGGGAGGCGAGGCCGGUGGUACCCAUAUACCGGCUGGUACCCAGUAAACUAGAUUAAAGGAAAACAGUGAAGAGAAUCUAGUUGCGCGUGUAGCUCGGGCGGUCGAUCGAGAGGGGAAAAGAAAAACGAAAAAAAAAAAAAGAAGACGGAAGAGAGGUCCGAGAGAGAAGAGAGGUGGAAAGUUAAAGCCGAAGCGUUCGAUCGUGGUAACGGAUUAGUUAUAAAAGUGGCUACAGGGCCGCGGAUAUAUGUAUAUCUACGGUAUAUCGUGGCUCUAGACCUCGUUCCUCCGCCUCUCUUCCUCACCGCCCCACACCCCUGUCAACUUCCAACUUCUUUCUCUUUCUUGUCCUCUCUCCUCUUCGUUCUUUCGUCUCCCCUCCUCCCCCGCGUAUUAUUCAUCUCGAUCGUUCUCUCCUCGUCCCACCAGUUUGACGUGACGCCCCGUCCUCGUUCCCCUAGCUAGCUCCGACUCCGUUCCACCGGGGCAGCCCGGUCUCUUUCUCUGAUUCGCCCGUAAGCGGUCCUCGUUGCGAGCGCUUCUCAGCGGCGGCCAUCUUGCAUACCUGAGCCUCCGCAUUGCUCGUUCCUCGAGGGCAAAAGGGAGAAUAUCUCAGCGCGAGACGACGCUGGAUGCGCGAGGAUAGAGUCGAAGGUGGGAGGAUAACGGCCGCGGGGACAGAGACGGGGAACGAGGGCGCUAUGAGGGGCCCGGCCACCUUCCGAAGGAAGGAAGGGAGGCAAGCAAGAGACACGUAGGGCCCACGGAGGGGAAACCUAUAUCGCCGCCGCGCCGACGUGGUUGAACUAGCGUGUACCGAGUGGAGAAGGACAGCUCGACCGUCGAUCCUCGGAUGAGACGAAGGAGGAGCGAUGUAAGAUAGAGACACUACCGGAACGAACCAUGGGGCCCAGAUGGAGCGGGAUAGAGCUAGAAGGGCCGAGAACAGGAGACCCACGAAUGUUUCUUUAGACAAGGAGAGUAAACGCUAUCGAUUCUUAGUUAAAGAAAGACGGUCGAAUCCUUCGACUCGAUCGGCAGAGUAGAGCAAGGAGAGAAAACGAGAGAGAGACAGAAGGGAUAGAAAGAACGAGAAGUUUCAGAGGGAUAAGGAUAGAAAUCGGUGACUGGGAAAAGGAGAGUUCGCGGAUGCUUCGCUAGACGAGGACGAAAAGCGACAUCGAUCGGUGGUUGAAAAGAGAGAGGGAGGGGAGGGAGGAAGAGAGACUGAGAGACGAGAGAGAGGAAAGGCGAUGUCGAUAGGUCGCCUGAGAAAAUCGGAGAGGUAAGAAAGAGCAUGCGGGCCCACAGAGGCUUUUCUAAAUACGUUCGAGAAGAAAGAUGGAUCUAAGGGCGAUGGCGAGGAACGGAACGAAAGGAGCAAAGACAAUCCGGAGAGCAAAGGAGUCGAAGAAAGAGAGAGAAGAAAUCGAACGAGAGUAGGAAUAAGACGAAAGAUCGAAGAAGCUUGUGCAAAGUCAAAACGGGAGGAGAGAUAUUGAUAAAAGGGUUGCAAAGCGAGUGGAAACGAGAAAGUAAUGCUGACAGAGAGCGUAGAGACGCGUAGAACGGAGAGAAAACGCGAGACAGAAAGAGAGAGAGAGAGAGAGAGAGAGAGAGAGACGACUACGACGAAAGAAAGAAGGAAAGAGAAAGUCGAAGGUUUCUUCGAAGAAAGAGAAAAAUAGAUAUCGAUGGAAGGUGUGCGAGCGCGCGGGAGAAGAGCGGGGAGUAAGUGGUGAGCGAGAGGAGAGACGAAGAAAGCAAGAGAGAGGGAGGAGAAGGAGAGAGAAAGAAAGAGAGAGAGGAAUGAGGGAAGAGCGAGAGAAACGGAAGCAUACAUUGGGCCCGAUGGAUCGGAGAGGGACGGCGUCAGCCAGCCUGAAGAAUGCUUCUCCCGGCAGUGGCAACUCUGGGACCGUCUCGGUUCAGUCGAGCCAGGUCAGUCCUCGUGGAGAAGGUGAUAUUCUUCGUCGUCGUACGUUCACGGGGCCUUACGUCGUCGCGUUUACGCCCCACGUUACUCCUUCUUUUCGCUCCUUUCGCGUAUAUGUGUGCGUGCGUGUGCCUUCCUUUUUUUCCCCCUUUCGUUUCGUUUCUCUUCUUCGUUCAUCGGUUAUCUCGCGCGUAUAUGUUUCGUUUCGUUUCGUACGCCGCGUCUUUUCAUCUCUGGCUCUCGCGUCUCUGCUGUCCAACCCUCGAUCUUCACCACCCUCGCGAAACGAACGUUUCGGUGGUGAGUGAUAGCACGAGAGAAGCGCGGGAGUACGAAACCCAUCGAUACGAACUACGACCUUGACGAUUCGACAACGACUCGAGUGUUUCCACGAGCGAGUAUCCACCGAUUGGUCAACUUAGUUCCUCGAUCUAACCUUUGAAGAACCAUCUUGCUACAUCACCGGAGGAAUCCCGUGUCAUCAUCGAAAGAACAUCGACACUCACGAAUCUCCGUAUCGUUCGCCAUCGCGACGUAUUUAUUUCGUGCAUCUCUGGAAACGGAGUAUCGUUGCGCGUUAACUUUGGAUAUUCGAUUGUGAAGCACGAUAUCAAAGAGUGGCUCGACUUUUACUGCUCCGACGUGUCACGAGAACUCUGAGCAAAUAUCGCGCGAGGAAAGACCUAGCAGACGAGAGGAGAAUGAAAAGCGGUGGAAACCGCGAAAAGCAAGAGGAUCGCGCGUAAUAAUAAGGACGAGUGUUUUUCAAGCGACACGGAAAGGAACGCGAGGGAGCAGCGACCGCAAACGUGGUCGUGGAAAUCGUCGCGAGAGAAAUCUCGAUCCGAGACAACGAGCCGGCACCGUACCACCGUACCCCUAAUCCCAGCCGUGCGCGCUAUCCACACAGGGUGGAUCGUCGAGAUUUCGGAGAGCAUAGAAAAAGGUGGUCGUAGUGGUAGUCGUAGUGGUGGCAGCAGCAGCAGUGGUGGUGGUGGUGGUGUUGGUGGUGGUGGUGAUCGGUGGAAGGUGGAAAAGUAUCGGAGGAUCGGAGGCGAGCAGCAUCCGCAGACGCGUUCUCGCGAGGCGCGGCUCUGCGGGUCAGUGCCCCCUCUGUCGGCUCGAGCCUCUCGUGUUCACUUGACUUUCCACGGCGACGAGCAAAAAGCAGCGAAUAAAGAGGAAAACGCCCACACCUUCGAGGCAUCCUUAAUCCGAUUUCGAGCCGAGCCCGAACCAGAGUUCGAAACCAGAAGUUCGCCCAGAAGAACGCGAACGGAAGAACGAACGAACUGAUCGAAAAGAGAGGAGGAAGAGAAAUAGAGAAACAGAGAAAGAUCGAAAGCAUGGAACCCGUUAGCGAUCGGGACAACUGGUCAGCCGCUCGUUGACGUCUCUGAGGUUCGGUUUCGUACGAAUAUGUCGAGUGUGCGAGCAGCGACUACGUAAAAGAGCCACGUACCAGGGGAAAGAUGAACGUGCGACCGACGAUGAGGAAGAAGAACGAGAGGUAGUAUCAGGCACAGCGAUACUUUUAUGUUGUCGGACGGUAGAGGAAUUUAG